AAUGUAGUUGUGUAAAUAACAAAACGCGGUGAAGCUGGCAAAGAAUUACAUAUAGCUGAGAACAUUAAAUAACGAAAAUCCGUUGCAUUGGAAAUAACAAGGUUAAACGUUUGUAUUGUGACAAGAUGCACAAAACACUUGUAUAGUGGAUAUAUAAAAAUGACUCAUAUGUUAAAUUAUUUGAGGAAAAGGAAAGAAAGUGAAACGUUAUAGAAUAUCGCUCAACGUUGAGGAAAUUAUGAGUGUGAAAAGCAGACAUCGCCGAGUGUAUUUUACUCUGGGACACGCCGUUUUUUGACACAAACAUAUACGUCGUGACAUUUCGAGGUUGUUAAAGUUCUACAUACUCUUCAUACCGAUUUAGUUGAUGUUAAGAAUAAAAAAAAAUGAAUGGAUUCAGUACCGGUGAAGAAGAUUCCAGAGGAGCUGCUGAUCAAAUUUGUUGCCUUGUAGAUGAGGGUGAACGAUGCACUCGGCCAGCUGGCAACGCUUCUUACAGUAAACGAAUUCAAAAAACUGUAACACAGCGGCGAUUGAAACUUAAUCUCGAUCAAGUGGCACGUCAUAUAUACAUUUGUGAUUAUCAUAAACAAGUAAUCCAAUGUGCAAGAUCAAAACAACAGCAGCAGCGAAGGCGUAAAGAUUCUGAAGAAGAUUCUGGAGAAACUGACAAUGACCUUCCAGAGGUUGACCUUUUCCAAUUACAAGUUGGUACUUUAAGGCGGUAUAAGAGGCAUUAUAAAGUUUCUACACGUCCAGGUUUAAAUAAAGCUCAAUUAGCAGAUACUCUUAUGAAGCAUUUUAAGACCAUCCCUGUAGUUGAAAGAGAAGCGUUAAGCUUUUUCAUGUACACAGUAAAAACGAAUGCAAACAAAUUGGAUCAAAAGAAUGGUUUAAGUAAUGAUACCACAUAGCCUAUGCUAUAUUUUAUGAGUAUGAAUUUUGUUAUUGUAAUGAUAUUUUACUAGUGAGAUCAAAAGUAUAUGUAUGGAUUUUUACUUGUUAAUAGGCAUAGGUAUUUUAUAAGAUCUAUGUAUAAAACAUGCUAAAAAAUAUAUUAUGUAUAACGAUUAA
Messenger RNA from Megalopta genalis, 1074 nucleotides. It is a transcript of the gene Sap30, whose product is annotated as SIN3-associated polypeptide 30. Gene Ontology annotation, biological process: regulation of DNA-templated transcription. Gene Ontology annotation, cellular component: histone deacetylase complex. Gene Ontology annotation, molecular function: protein binding; transcription coregulator activity. NCBI's taxonomy places the organism in Eukaryota, Metazoa, Arthropoda, Insecta, Hymenoptera, Halictidae. The record is from RefSeq and is a predicted model, not a curated record.